AUGAUCCCAGCUCUGGCCAGUCGGGCAUCGUCCUCACAACAACGCCAGACAAGCCCCCAGCCCACCGCUCUGCAGCAGCUCUCCUAUUUCAUCCCAAUCUCCUCGCGCCUCUCUCGCUCUUCCACUCUUUCUCCUCUUCUUUCGUCCACUCAGAUCCAGACACAACUUCACCGCCAGAACAGUCCCCUGCUUCCUCUUCCAUCAGGAAUAAAAGCCGAAGAAGAACUCGGAUUCUUCUUUCCUUUUCUCCCUGUCGACUUCUUUCUAGGAAAAGAAGCCAGAGGAUUCUUCUUUGUCUUCCUUUCGAACACUUCGGAAGCCCGUGUUCCGGUCCCUUUCAGCAUCUUCCCGUCAGCGUACAGGGAGUCAGAGACCGAACAAACCACCACCCAAUCCACUCACGAAGAGCUAGAGAUCAAACUCCCCCACAAAGCCGGACGGGAAGGUCAAUACUCUUCUUUCUCUGCUACUGCCGAUCUUCCUCCCCGCAAGGAGCAGUCACGCUACAGCGAAGAAGAGGUCCGUAUCACUCGUGAAGAGGAUCGUUACCGCCGUCCCGGUGUCCGUCAAGAGUACUACCGCGAAGAACGCAGGCCCUCUCACGCUUCGUCUUCCUACUCCGAGACUCACAUUGAGACCGACCGCCACUCGCACCACCGAGACUACAGCACCCCCAUCGACGUUGCCGAGCGCGAGUAUCGCUCUCGCUUCCAGCCCAACUACCGCGAGGAGGUCCACGUAACCGGUUCCACCGUUGACGGUCCCCGCUACCCUUCCUACCACCAGGAGUCUGCUAGCCGUGUUGACGACACCACCGUCGACCCGCCCACCCAGCGUCCUGUUUACCACAAGGACGUGAAGAUCACCGAGGAGACCGUCGAGGUUCCCCGCUACAGCAACACCCCCCGCCAAAAGUCCAAGAUGGGUUACUACGACGAGGACGGCCACUACCACUCCUUCCGCCACGGAAUCCACAAGAUGGCUGACAGGAUGCUUCACCCUGAAGGUCACGAGAAGGUCGAGAUCACCGAGAUCCGCGAGUCUCGGGGUCCUUCCCGCCGCGCCUCUUCUGAGGGUGGCUACGUGCCCAACACGGUCACCAUUCCCUGCCAUCACAUCCGCCUCGGCGACAUCGUGAUCCUCCAGGGCCGCCCCUGCCAGGUCAUCCGCAUCUCGACCUCCAACGCCACGGGCCAGCACCGCUACCUCGGUGUUGACCUGUUCACCAAGCAGCUGCACGAGGAGUCGUCCUUCAUCACCAACCCUGGCCCCAGCGUCGUCGUCCAGACCAUGCUCGGCCCUGUCUUCAAGCAGUACCGCGUCCUCGACAUGCAGGACGGCACCGUCGUCGCCAUGACCGAGUCUGGCGACGUCAAGCAGAGCCUGCCCGUCAUCGACCAGUCCAACCUGUGGUCGCGCCUGUCCAAGGCCUUCGAGUCUGGCCGCGGCAGCGUCCGUGUCCUCGUUGUCAGCGAUCACGGCCGCGAGAUGGCUGUCGACAUGAAGGUCGUCCACGGCUCCCGCCUGUAA
This is a messenger RNA of Thyridium curvatum, 1530 nucleotides long. RefSeq lists its product as uncharacterized. Gene Ontology annotation, molecular function: RNA binding; translation elongation factor activity; ribosome binding. The record is from RefSeq and is a predicted model, not a curated record. Gene Ontology annotation, biological process: positive regulation of translational termination; positive regulation of translational elongation. The transcript is spliced from 4 exons. NCBI's taxonomy places the organism in Eukaryota, Fungi, Ascomycota, Sordariomycetes, Thyridiales, Thyridiaceae. The coding region runs from base 1 to 1530 and encodes 509 amino acids.